AUGAAAUCGAUUCUUCUAUUCCUGAGUCUUCUCCCUGUUGCCUAUGGUAUCGUCUGCCGGAGUGAUUAUACUAUGAUCAAUGGGAGACUGUGUCUCAAAUACUAUCCCAUAGUUGUACCACACUCAGCUGCCGAACAACAGUGUAAACUGGAUGGUGGAACUUUGUUUACGGUCCAAAAUGCUAUUGACAACCGUGCAAUCACAGAAUGGAUCUCCGCCACCAACGCACAACAAGUCUGGAUGGGCCUUUCUGUCUUUGGUGAUUCGCCACUUCUAACCUACUGGGACGACAAUUCUGGAGUUGCUGUCUACAACAACUUCCAUCCUCCAUAUCCAAACGAGAAAUUCAACAGUCAUUGUGCGGCACUGCUGGUCAAUGCGAAUCAAGGUUCAACUCGAGGACAAUGGAUCAGUUCCACGUGCAACAAUCAGAAUAACACCUCGGCUUUACAAAGACCAUACAUUUGUCAAGUACCUCCAACCUAUUCCUAUUCUCCAUGUGACAUCAACUAUAAUGGAUAUUGCUAUUGGAGGUCAAAGGUCUUGGUGAACGGAACGAAAUUAAACCAAGCUCAAGCUGCUGCCGCAUGUUCUCAACGUGGAGCACAAUUGGUUUCGAUUCACUCCAAAAUGGAAAACGACUUCAUAAAACUUCAGUACAGAGGGACAACGAUACAAAAUAUUUUUAUUGGAGCAGUACGGCAAUCGGCGUUAACAUACAAAUGGGCCGACGGAACUUAUUGGGAUUUUGCGUACAUCCAUCCAUUCUCAAACUACUCAAAACCUUGUUUGAUGAUGAGCGUAAAUGUUGGAAGUGUUGGCUUGUGGAAUGGCGUUGAUUGCUCUGAAGAACUCGACUUUUUGUGUAAACAGAAAAUUUCACCAACUGUAGCAGUCCCUGAACAACUCAAAAGUCCCGCCAAAUCUCCACCUGCGAUUCUAGACUUUUCGAGCUGUAACUCAACACUUAUUCUUCGAUACCCUAACAUGUUUUCAUCAAACCCCUACAACUCGAUACCAACUACCUAUUGCUCCUGGCGUUUAUUGGCUCUUGGUCCCUAUCAGAUUGGUAUUUACUUCAAUUCUUGGAUCACUAAUGGAGUUCUGGACAUUUAUGAUGAAUUCGAUAACAACAUUGGACACUUUGCCGGAGCCGCUCAAAGAGAGCCGUUCUCUGUAAUUACUCCAUUCAAUAUUGCCCGAGUCACAUUCACUCCAGCUAGUCAUGUAACUGAAGAUGAUAGAGGAUUCGUGGCUUCCGUUUUGCCUGUGUAA
Messenger RNA from Caenorhabditis briggsae, 1275 nucleotides. Lineage: Eukaryota; Metazoa; Nematoda; Chromadorea; Rhabditida; Rhabditidae. The coding region runs from base 1 to 1275 and encodes 424 amino acids. The transcript has 4 exons. The record is from RefSeq and is a predicted model, not a curated record.